UGGGAACGGAGUCAAGUCUGUCUGUCCCGGCCUAUGUGUUCAGCUAGGAACUCAAGAUGGAGGACAGGGGAACGCAAAACAUGGAUCUUUACUGACUUUUUCGUCGCUUUUUAGUAUUCCACUGGAUUUUUUUUUUUUUACCGUACUUAUGGCGGAACUUAUAGAAGAUGAACAUGCCUAGAAAGGGGAAUGGCCAGCUGCCGUUACCCGACGGCUGGGAAGAAGCGAGGGACUUUGACGGCAAAGUGUUUUAUAUCGACCACAACACUAAACAAACAAGUUGGAUAGACCCGAGGGACAGGUUGACGAAGCCCCUGUCGUUUGCGGACUGUGUGGGAGACGAGUUACCGUGGGGAUGGGAGGCCUCAUACGACCCUCAGAUUGGCAUCUACUACAUCGACCACAUCAACAAGAGUACACAGCUAGAGGACCCCCGGGCGGAGUGGAGGAAGGAGCAGGAGAGGAUGUUGAAGGAGUACCUGACAGUAGCCCAGGAUGCCCUGGUCACCCAGAAAGAGUUGUACCAGGUCAAAGAGCAGCGGCUGGCCUUGGCCCUGGAUCAGUACACACGCCUCAACGACGCAUACAAGGACAAGUCCAGCUCACGCACCAGCCUGUUCUCGGGGUCUUCGUCCAGCACUAAGUAUGACCCUGACAUCCUCAAGGCUGAGAUCUCCACCACCAAAGUCAGGGUGAAUAAGCUGAAGAGAGAGCUCUCCCAGAUGAAACAGGAGCUCAUCUACAAAGAACAAGGCUUUGAAACCUUGCAGCAGAUCGACCAAAAGCUGUGUGGCGAGCAGAGUGGAUACCGUCUGAAGGAGGCCAAGGCCAUCGUGACGGAGCUCAAGUCUCUCCGCAGGGCCAUCAGCUCUGGAGAGAAGGAGAAACAGGACCUCAUGCAGUCUCUGGCUAAGCUAAAGGAGAGGUUCCACACGGAACAUAACAUGGGCCGUUCGGAACCAGACCUCCGGAACCCAGUGGGCUCCAGACAGACGCUAGAAGCCGGCUCCCAGACAGACGUCUCUGGAGAGGCUGGUUUGAGGAGCAGAUCAUCCUUGGCUGAGAAGGUUAGACUUAGUCUCCAAUAUGAAGAGGCCAAAAGAAGUAUGGCCAACGUGCAGGUGGAGCUGGCCAAGCUGGAGAGCGAGGCGUGGCCGGGGGCGGUGGACGUGGAGCGGGAACGUCUCCUCCUGGUCUCGGAGAAGGAGGAGCUCCUCAAGGAGCUGCAGUUCGUAUCGCCACGGCGACGCACCCCGCAGGACCUCCAACGUCUGGAGGCCCAGAGGCUGCAGCUGGAGCAGGACCUACAGGCCGUCAGGAACACCCCCAGCCACGCCCUGGCCCAGAGGUUGAAGGUGCAGGAGAGGAGACGAGUCCUGGUGCAGAGACUGGAGGAAUCAACCAGACUGACCACACUGCUCCACUCUCAGCUCAAGAGUUUGUCGGCCAGUACCCUGUCCGUCUCAUCAGGCAGCAGCCUGGGUUCUCUGGCCUCCAGCCGUGGCUCCCUCAACACAUCCUCCUCCCGCGGCUCCCUCAACUCCCUCUCCUCCGGAGACCUCUACUACACCCCCGCAGAACCCCCCUCUCCCCUGGACCUGGACUACCAGUGUAAACUGGACCUGCUCCUCCAGGAGCCCUUGACCCCCUCUGGGAUAACCUACAGGCGGGGAGACCCCCCAGGAACUAUCACCACCAUCCACGAACACGAGGUGGAGAACCCACACCCACACAACACGUCGCUUCACACACACGCCGUCGGAACCGGUACCACCGACCUGGUCCCAUUAGCGCCGCUGGUUGCGGUGUCCUCGAAGCCGGCCGAGCCGUCCAAGUCGGUGACGUCGCUUUCCUCGAGGUCGUCGUUGUCUUCUCUCUCGCCGCCGGGUUCGCCGCUGGUGCUGGAGGUCGGUGCGUUCCCGUCGGCGGGCCCACAGGACUUUGGGGACGGCGACGUCGGUCUGGUGGUGUCGGACUUUGGCGGUCUCAGCCUGGGAUUCUACGACGGCCAGGGGAUGGGGAUGUUUGAGCCGGAGACGGGGGAGAGGGACAGAGGAGGGGAGGGGGGGAGGGAAGGGAGAGGGGCACUGGCUACCCUCAGAGAGAGUAUUACAGACGUGGACCUCCAGAGGCCGGGGGAGGACAGGCCCACCUGUGUGUCAGCAGCCGUGUCAGACGAGUCCGUGGCCGGGGACAGUGGGGUGUACGAGGCCUCUAAUGUCAAACGGUCAAUGGAGUCUGAUGAACCAGUGGUGUAUCUGGAGGAUGAGCCUGUCCUUCCUGAGUCUGCCCAGGUCCAGAUAGGCCUGAAAUAUGAUGCUGCCAACUCCAGUUUUGUCAUGGUGAUCAUGCAGCUGCAAAACCCUGCUGCCCUGUCAGUCCCCUCCACUACCAGAGUAUACAUCCGGGUGGCGCUCCUCCCAUCUUCCAGUGACAUCAGCAGUCUGUUCAGGACACGCGUGGUGCCCGUGGCGCUGCCCGACAGCGUGACGUUCAACGAGGUGUUCAGGGCGGCCGCGCCGCACGGCGUCCUCCGGCACAAGACGCUCCGCGUCGACGCCUGCACCGUGGGUCCCGGACGCACCGAGGACUGCCUGGCUGGAGCCCAUGUGAGUCUGGGAGAGCUUCCAGUGAGUGGGGAUAUGACCCGUGUGUGGUACAACCUGUUGACCAGUGAGAGGAUCAGAGAGAUAGAAGAGGCCAGCCAGGAGAGACCCGGCCCUGGGCCAGAGCAGCACCCUGCAGGGCCCGUGGACAUGGAUGCGGUGUCGGCCCUGCUGCAGAGGACCUCCAGCGAGUUGGAGGCUGUGGAACAGGAGCUGGCCUUGGAGGAGAAGGAGAGAGCGAGCCAGCUGGACCUGGACGGACACCAAUGGCUGAGCAUGCUGGGAGAGGACAGCCCUCAACUGGUCCUUGGACUGGAGGAGGAAGAAGAGGGGGAGGAGGAGAGGAAGGAUCCUGUCAAGGCAGAGAAGAGGUUUGCUGGCUCUGGGCAGGCGUACGGAGGGGUGGAAAAGGAGAAGUGUCGAGAAGAGCCAGCCAGAGAGGAAGAGGAGGAGAAGAAAGAGGAGGAGAGGAGAUGUAAAGAGAGACACCCUCAGGCAAAUAAAGGACCAACGCUGGUGGAUGCGGAGACGAACACAGAGAUGUGUGGUGUGGCGGUGAGGCCUAAAGACAGACCCAGCCUGGGACCAGGACCACGCAGCUCUCAGAGAGGCUUCGUACGGAACAGUAUGAUCAUGAGGUCUCAAACCUUCUCCCCUGGGGAGCGCAACCAGUACAUCUGCAGGUUGAACCGGAGCGAUAGCGACAGCUCCACAUUAUCCAAAAAGUGCCCGUUUGUCCGGAACACCUCGGAGAGACGCAGCCUAAGGGUUAAGAGGACCCUGUGCCAGCCGGUGGUGGUGCGGAGGCGUGGAGGAGCCGGGGAGACAAACACCCGGACCUCCCUGGACUUGGAGCUGGCCCUCCAGGCUUCGCGAACGCGUCAGAGCCGUCUGAACGACGAGCUCCAGGCCUUGAGGGACCUGAGGGCCCACCUGGAGGCCUUGAAGGCCCGGGGAGAGACGGAGCUGCCCGAGUCCGUGCUGCAUGACCACCGGUUUCACAGGCUGCUGGAGCAGGCCGAGAGACAGGCGGAGCAGUCUAAGGAGCAACAGCGUCAGGAGCAGCGGGCAGAGAAGCUGAUGAGGAGGGCCUCCAAAGACGUGUGUCGGCUGAGAGAGCAGAGCCAGAAGGUCCCCCUGCAGGUCCAGUCUUUCAGGGAGAAGAUGGCCUACUUCACACGAGCUAAGAUCAAUAUACCAUCCCUACCGGCUGAUGAUGUAUGAUUACAUAGUGACACAAUGAAGUAUUUUUCCUUUUAUAGCAGAGUAUUUUAAUAGUGUAGUUUCUUUGAAUGAAACCAAUCGAAUAGUUUGUACACUAUAGUUUAUGCAUUUGUAUAAUAAGUUGUAAUUGAAUACUAUCUUGUAAAAAAACACAAAAAAAACUAAAUAAUGGCUUUCUUAUAUCAGGAGAAAACCCAAAAUAGAGGUGUUUUGGUACUUGUA
Oncorhynchus masou masou (cherry salmon) is the source of this 4052-nucleotide messenger RNA. Its product is annotated as protein WWC2-like. Gene Ontology annotation, molecular function: kinase binding; molecular adaptor activity. Gene Ontology annotation, biological process: cell migration; regulation of DNA-templated transcription; regulation of hippo signaling. Gene Ontology annotation, cellular component: cytoplasm. The record is from RefSeq and is a predicted model, not a curated record. NCBI's taxonomy places the organism in Eukaryota, Metazoa, Chordata, Actinopteri, Salmoniformes, Salmonidae.